AUGGGCAUUCCCAAGUACCACAAAUGGCUGACGGAGCGAUACCCUGAUGCAUUCACGGAGGCCAGCCACGAGAAUGCUGACCACGUGUACGUAGACAUCAACACGCUGCUCCAUGACUGCAUGCGCUAUGCUGCCAGUGAGGAUGGCUUCUACCAGCACCUUUUCGCCAAGUUGGAUUCCCUUUUCCGCAUCGUUGUGCCGUCCAAGACUGUGUUUUUGGCAGUGGACGGCCCGGCGUCCUGUGCGAAGUGCUUGACGCAGCGCCAGCGCCGCAGGGCACACGCCCAGAAGGAUUCCAAGAACUCCAAGGGAAGUGGCAAAGGCAAAGGCAAGCGAGGCAAGUGGGGUGGUAGUGAUGUGGCCCCACAGCUGUCUAACAACAUGCUCACGCCGGGUGUGCCGUUCAUGACAAAACUAGCCGAUGGUCUCGAGUACUAUGCUGCCAGCCGCAUGACUGGCAAUGGGUGUUUGGCCUGGUGCCAGGCAGUCACUGUCAGUGGAGCACAGGCCAUCGGCGAGGGUGAGCACAAGAUCGUAUCCCAGAUGCUGCGGAAUGCUGCAUGCGACCAUGCCUCCACAGAGUCCCAUGUCAUCUCCAGUGGUGACGCAGACAUCUUCCUGCUUUCUCUGGUUCAGAGUGCAUGCCGUCGGGUGCGCGUUGUUUCGGACAGGCCGGACGCGGCCGGACAGAAGCGACGCAGAGGCACGCUGCAGAUUUGGAACGCAGAGGUGCUCGCCAGGUACAUCCAGGCGGAGCUGACGCGAGCGCCCAAAAAGUCGCCAGUACCCGAAGCUGAGGCGACCUUGCGCCGGGACUUCGCUCUAGUUUCGCUGCUCGCUGGGAAUGAUUACUUGCCGGAGCUGAAGUGUAGCCUAAGCUCCAAGCAGCUUUGGGAGCAAUACCUCAGCUUACGACGAAAGCAGUUCCCAUCAGCAUCACUUAUCCAGAGCUCCUUGAGGGAUGGCCUGCCACUCUCACACCAGGAGGGCGGCUGGGCUCUUUCAGUGGGCGAGGCUGGUGCCGCUUUCUCCGCUGAGCCCUAUGAGCACUUUUCAUUCAACUUGCAGCUGCUGUCGAAGUUCAUGACAGUCGCAGCUGGGGGACCGGGUGUUCAAGGCAGUGUCUCAGGUAGGGCGGCCGAGGGGGUCCGAAAGUAUCUGGAAGGCUUGCUUUGGAUCUUGGAGAUGUAUCACCACGGGUAUUGCGGGGAUUUCUACUUCGUGCUGGAGAAGAGCCUGCACAGCUUUGCGAGCGCGCGCCUGAUAGCCCAGUUCCUCCCAUCGCUGCAGUCGAAGGCUGCGGAACCUCUGGCCCCUCCGAGGUCGGAGCAGCAGCCUAUGAGGCCAAUCUCAUGUGCGAUCUGCAUCCUUCCGGCCCAGAACGCGGAGCAGUUCCUCUGCGCUGGCGCCCCGAUGCUUCGGCCCAUGUUCCAGGUGGAUCAUGCCUUGCUCGGCCCAGUGAAUGCCAUCGAACGUUCUGAGGAACUCCGGGAUUGCAAGCAGAGGGUCACGUCGCUCCAGCAGGAGAUGAUGAGCCUGCGUGCACAAGGCCUUGAUGACAAAAGUGUGAAGGCACAGCUGACCGCCGCCCAGCAGCAAAUGGAGAGGAUCAAAAGCAGAAGUGGCGGAAGCGACAUCGACGUGGUCCCUCUUUGGCAGGUGGACGAUGAGGUCGCCGAGAGGUGCAGCAGCCAUUCGGUGCCGGAGUUGGAGUUCAGGCCGGACGUGACACUGCUGCGCGAUGCAAGCAGCGAGGCAUUGAGUCUUCAGGCUCCCGCACGCGGCAUGAGGCCCGCGCACUGCAAGGGGCUUGCCUACAUCACUGGCGAGUGGCCUCAGGUGACAGCGUGGGACGAGACGGAUGAAGCGUUGGAUGAGGCCUCGGCUGAGGCCGACGAGGCCCUCCUUUGGACUGAAGAGGCUGAGGCUGAGACAGCUGAAGCUGUCGAUGCCGAGGUUGAUGAAACCUGCGAAGCCUACGAAACUUACGAAGCACUGGAUGAGGAUGUUGCUGAGCCCGGUGAGCCGGGUGACCCCAAUGAGCCGCUGGCCUCACUUGAGGAAUCUUUCCAGGUGGGAGACGCAGUGCAGGCGUACUGGCCGGAUGACGACGAGUACUUGCCGGCCACGAUCACCCUGCUCCACGGCGACGGCUCUUUCCAGAUCGUUUGGGAUGUCGACGGAUCGCAGAGCGACGUGAAGGCUGACUACUUGAAGUUCUUGUCUGCUUCAGAGGAACUCGUCGAUCUCGAGCCACCUGCCAAGCGAGCUCGCCUGUCAACUUGA
Molecule: messenger RNA, 2286 nt
Organism: Symbiodinium natans
Lineage: Eukaryota; Dinophyceae; Suessiales; Symbiodiniaceae
Source: the annotation of a GenBank genome assembly